AUGUCGAACCAAGGUCAACAAGACGACAAGCAAGGUCAAAAUGACCAACAGCAGCAAUAUAAUACCAACAACUUGGCUUAUGGCAUGCAGAACAUGAGUUUGGGUGGAAACGCUCCUGCAUUUAAUCCAGCUGCACCAAAUUUUGUUCCAAACAUGAAUGCUCAGACAUUUAACCCUGGUCAAUACGGUCAGUAUGGUCAACAACAAUAUGGCCAAUAUGGCCAGAACCAAUACGGUCAAUACGGCCAAUAUAGCAAUAAUAAUGGUGGUAAGCAAGGCUACAACGGAUACAACAACCAGCAGUAUAACAAUCAGUAUGGUAACCAAUAUGGUCAGAGGUAUGGUAAUCAAUACGGCCAACAGUAUGGUAACCAAUAUGGACAACAGUAUGGUGACCAGAAUAAUGGUAACGAAUCUCACCUGAUGUCCCUAGAUGACUACAAGAAGCAGAAACAGCAGCAAACUGGUACUGCCAAGCCAAAGAAGAAGAAGACCUUGAAGCUUAACUUGAGUUCCAGCACUAUUAAGAUUGGAAACAGCAAAAAGGUUGAAAAGAAAACUGUCAAACCGGAAGCGCCAAAGGUUGAGAAGCCAAAGGAGGCAAAGCCUGAAAAAGGAUCACCAAAGGCAGUCAAUAUUUCAAAGUCUACUUCAUCAGCUCCGAAGAGUAGUGCCGAAAACAGUACAAGCAUUACAGAUAACUCGAACGUUCAAAAAAGUAUUUCAAGUAAACCAACAGACGACAGUUCUCUAAAAGAGGCUGCCGACAUUGCGCGCGACCAAGAAGACCAUGUCGAUCCAGAGGUUGUCAAGGAUAUGUUCGGUGGAAAACCACACGUUUCUAUUAUUUUUAUGGGACAUGUUGAUGCAGGAAAGUCUACUAUGGGUGGUAAUCUUCUUUCUUUGACAGGUGCUGUGGAUAAGAGAAUUGUGGAAAAGUACGAGAAAGAGGCCAAAGAUGCCGGACGUCAAGGUUGGUAUCUUUCCUGGAUUAUGGAUACCGAUAAGGAGGAGAGAUCUGAUGGUAAGACAAUCGAGACCGGUAAGGCUUACUUCGAGACAGACACCAGAAGAUACACCAUUUUGGAUGCACCUGGCCACAGGCUUUAUGUUUCUGAGAUGAUUGGAAGUGCCUCUCAGGCAGAUGUCGGUAUUUUAGUGAUUUCUGCCAGAAAGGGUGAGUACGAGGCAGGAUUCGAGAGGGGUGGUCAAUCCAGAGAGCAUGCUAUGCUUGCGAAGACUCAGGGUGUGAACAGGUUAGUUGUGGUGAUCAAUAAGAUGGAUGAUCCUACUGUUAAUUGGUCCGAGAAGAGAUACAAGGAAUGUACCAAGAAGUUGUCUGUAUUCUUGAAAAAUAUUGGCUAUUCCGGAAAGAAUGUCUUCUUCAUGCCUGUUUCCGGAUAUACAGGUGAUGGUUUGAAAGCGAGAAUUCCAGAAAAAAUUUGUCCAUGGUAUAGGGGUCCAUCUCUGUUGGAGUACUUGGAUGCAAUGCCACUUACUGCCAGAAAGAUUAAUGACCCAUUCAUGCUUCCAAUCGCUUCUAAACUGAAGGAUAUGGGUACAAUUGUCGAAGGUAAAAUCGAGUCAGGUCACGUUAGGAAAAACCAGGAAAUUCUUCUGAUGCCAAACAAAAUUGAUGUUGAGGUUCUCACAAUUUUCAACGAGACCGAGGAGGAAGCUGAUGCUGCCUUUUGUGGUGAGCAGGUCAGAAUGAAACUCAAGGGUGUCAAUGAGGAUGAUAUCAAUGCUGGUUAUGUGUUGACAUCCAAGGAGCAUCCUGUCCACACUGUUACUAAAUUUGUUGCACAAGUUGCCUUGGUCGAGUUGAAGAGUAUUCUUUCAGCUGGUUUCUCAUGUGUUAUGCAUGUUCAUACUGCUGUGGAGGAGGUCACGUUCACAAAACUUUUGCAUAAACUUGAAAAGGGUACGAAUAGAAAGUCUAAGAGAGCUCCAGCAUUUGCCAAGAAGGGAAUGAAGAUCAUUGCCGUCUUGGAGACAGAAAAUCCAAUUUGUGUCGAGACUUAUAAGAACUAUCCAGAGUUGGGACGUUUUACUUUAAGAGAUCAAGGUGAGACCAUUGCCAUUGGUAAAAUUGUUAAGCUUUUGUAA
Brettanomyces bruxellensis is the source of this 2109-nucleotide messenger RNA. It is a transcript of the gene SUP2, whose product is annotated as Eukaryotic peptide chain release factor GTP-binding subunit. Gene Ontology annotation, molecular function: GTPase activity; translation release factor activity; GTP binding. The record is from RefSeq and is a predicted model, not a curated record. Bases 1 to 2109 code for a protein of 702 amino acids. Gene Ontology annotation, biological process: nuclear-transcribed mRNA catabolic process, deadenylation-dependent decay; translational termination; translation. The transcript has a single exon. Gene Ontology annotation, cellular component: translation release factor complex. Lineage: Eukaryota; Fungi; Ascomycota; Pichiomycetes; Pichiales; Pichiaceae.